UCCGGCCGGGGGCGGGCCGGGGCCCCGCGGAAUGCGGCUGGAGCAUCUGCAAAAUGGCCGAUAAUUUAGAUGAGUUUAUUGAAGAUCAAAAAGCCAAACUGGCCAGAGACAAAGCAGAAUUAGAAAAUGAUCCACCCUAUAUGGAAAUGAAGAGAAAGCCUUCAGAGAAGCUUGCUGAAAAUAGUAAAAUAUUAGUUACCAUGGCUAAAGAAAACAUACCACCAAACAGUCAACAGACCAAGGGGUCCUUAGGAAUUGACUAUGGAUUAAGUUUGCCCCUUGGGGAAGACUAUGAACGUAAGAAACAUAAAUUAAAAGAAGAAUUGCGUCAAGAUUAUAGACGUUAUCUUACUCAGGGCAUUACCCAAGCAAAAAGAAAGAAAAAUUUUAUAACCUCGGGUGAAACAGACCCAUCUACUCUGGGAGUAUCUCUUCCUAUUGGCGAGAGGUUAUCUGCCAAGGAAAGGUUGAAACUUGAACGCAAUAAAGAAUACAAUCAAUUUCUCAGGGGUAAGGAAGAAUCCAGUGAAAAGAUCAGACAAGUAGAAAAGAGUACUGAGAGUCAAAGAAGUAAAAAUCCUAUUAGUCAAGUUAAGCCUGUUCUACCUUCACAAAUACAAGCAUCUUGCACAAAUUUAGAGGCUCAUAGGAGAGAUGUUCUAACUCCUUCAGAGGCAUAUGAAGAACUUUUAAACCAAAGACGAUUAGAAGAAGACAGAUACCGACACCAAGAUGAUGAAAUUGAGUUAAGAAAUAGAAGAGUUAUUAAAACAGCGAAUGAAGAAUUAGGCAUUUCCAAUACAAAACAUCAAAGGUUUGCCAACAAAGCUGGUGUUCCUGAAAGAAGAUCUCGAAGAUUUAAUGAGGAUCGUGUUUUUGACAAACAAUAUUCUAGACCAGACCAAGAUCCUGCAGUAAGUGAAGAAAUGGACGAGAGGUUUAGAUUUGAAAGUGAUUUUGAUAAAAGAUUUUUGAGAGUAUAUGACAGGAUUCCUGGAAAUAGACGAGGGCGUGUGACUCCUCUGGAGGAUGAUGAUGUCACAGAACAGUCAAACGUGCCAAUUUCGUCUGCUGGAAAUAAAAGUCCUCGGGACAAUGAGCCAUCCACAUCUGCUAAUCAAGAUGCCUGUAGUCCUUUUGCAGGGAUGCUCUUUGGAGGUCAAGAUCGAGAACUCAUUCAGAGAAGGAAAGAGAAAUACAGACAAGAACUACUGGAACAAAUGGCUGAGCAACAGAAGAACAAGAGACGAGAAAAAGAUUUAGAACUCACAGUUGCAGCUUCUGGAGCACAAGACCCUGAAAAAUCACCCGGUAGACUAAAGCAGUUUAGUACCGCAUCAAGACGUUGUGAAGAUAAGAUACCACCUGACAGACCCAGAGUAGCUUUCCAGACACCCCUCCCUCCCCCAUGUGCCCCAUGUGCCCCAUGUGCCCCGCCCAUCCCAUCCACUCACUCUGUCCUUUCUCCAAAUGAAGAUUCGCAGUGUGGACUCAGCAGCGUGCUUGGGGAGAUGGUGCCUCCCAGGAUCGCACCUCUGCCUCCACCUCCCCUACUACCAUCUAUGGCUACUAACUAUCGAACUCCUUAUGAUGAUCCGUACUAUUUUUAUGGUGCCAGAAAUACUUUGGAUCCCAGUUUUGCUUAUUAUGAUUCAAGAAUGAUGGGAGUACAGCCUGUAGCUUAUGGCCCUGUCACACAUCAGUUAGCACAACCUAUUGUGAAUACAGUUGGACCGAAUGAACUGAAAAUUACAAAUGAUAGGACAAUGAGUUCUGGACUGUUAUUUGAAGAUAAACCCAAACCUUCCAAACAAUCCCUUCAGUCUUAUCAAGAAGCCUUACAGCAGCAGAUUCUAGAGAGAGAAGAAAGAAGGAAAAAAGAACGUGAAGAAAAAGAAGAGUAUGAAGCUAAGUUGGAAGCUGAAAUGAGAAUGUACAACCCCUGGGGAAAAGGUGGAGGUGGUGCGCCUCUCAAAGAUGCAGAAGGAAAUCUGAUAACUGAUUUGAAUAGGAUGCACAGACAAAAUAUAGAUGCCUACCAUAAUCCAGAUGCAAGAACAUAUGAAGAUAAAAGGGCUGUUGUAUCUCUAGACCAAAAUUUAGCCACUUCAAAUGCUGAGAACCUAGAAGAUUCUACAAAUAAAAACUCAGGUCAUAUGCAAACACAGACCUCUCCUUUUGCUCGGGGAAAUAUAUUUGGUGAACCACCAACUGAACUUCAAAUUAAACAGCAAGAAUUAUACAAGAAUUUUCUUCGUUUUCAGAUAGAGGAAAAGAAACAAAGAGAGGAAGCAGAGCGGGAGAGACUGAGGAUUGCAGAAGAAAAAGAAGAAAAACGGCUUGCGGAACAGAGAGCACGAAUCCAACAAGAGUAUGAAGAAGAACAGGAAAAGAAAAGGGAGAAGGAGGAGGAGCAAAGGCUAAAAAAUGAGGAACACAUUCGUUUAGCUGAAGAAAGACGAAAAGAAGCAGAAAGAAAGAAGAAAGAGGAAGAAGAAAAACAUAACUUGCAACUUCAACACUAUUAUGAAAGAGAAAAUAUUGUUGGGGAUGAAACCAAGCGCUUAAGACAGCCUUCCCCUGUUGUUCCUGCCCUCCAGAACAAAAUUGCAAACAAGUUGCAAAGGCCCCCAUCCGUGGACAGCAUCAUAAGUUCCUUUAUCAACGAAAAUGCGGUGUCCCGGGCUCAGUCUCCACCAGUACCUGCAAGGAAAAACCAGCUUCGUGCAGAAGAGGAGAAAAAAAAUGUAAUUAUGGAAUUAUCAGAAAUGAGGAAACAGCUUCGAAGUGAGGAGAGGCGUUUACAAGGGCAGUUGCUUCACCUGGACAGUGAGGAUGACAUUCAUAUAAGGAAAAGAGAAAGGAAUCCUAUGGAUAUAUUUGACAUGGCCAGACAUCGAGUACAAGCUCCUUUCAGACGACAGUCACCUAAGGGCUUAGAUACUACUACUUUUCAGAAUAUUCAUGAUUUUAAUGAGCUUAAAGAUAGAGAUUCAGAAACACGAGUUGAUCUGAAGUUUAUGUACCCAGAUCCUCCAAGAGACCAACACACCUUAGAGAUUCAACAGCAAGCGUUGCUGAGAGAGCAGCAGAAGAGACUACAUAGAAUAAAAAUACAGGAAGAUGCUCAAGUUGACUUAGAUGCUGUCCCAAGAGUUCGAGGGCACAGAAUGUCUAGAGAUAACGCUACCGAUUUUUUUAAAAAUUCAUUGUUGGAAUCUGAUAGUGCUUUUAUUGGUGCUUACGGGGAGACGUAUCCCGCCAUUGAGGAGGACGCCCUCCCCUUGCCCUCGCCGCUGCCUUCUGCGAGGGAGCGGAGGAGGAGCAAGUGGAAAAGACGAGACUCGGACAACAGUCAUUCUGAUAUACCAGCAGAUGGUCUUUCUUUAAAAUCUGUCUCCAGCGUCAACGUUGAUCAGCUUAGAAUGAGAAAUGAGGAACGAAUGCGAAGACUAAAUGAACUCCAGAAUAAACCCAUUAAUACAGAUGACGAGAGCUCACUCGCAGACCUUGAUGACAUCAUGAAACAGGCGGGCGAAGAUGGAUCGGCCUCUGUAGCCACCGAGCCCUGGCUCCGCCCCGGCACCUCGGAAACUCUCAAACGCUUCAUGGCCCAGCAGCUGUCCCAGGAGCAGCCGCAGCUGCGGGGGAACCAGGGACUUGAAUUUGGCAGGGUCUGUCUGCAGCACACAGUUAAAUAAAUCGCCACCAGACGCAGUAGUGCCUUUUAAGGUUAAAGGAAUGUUGAAUCUGUACCUUUUAAAUAAUAGGCCCUAUUUUGGGCCCCAACCUGAAAAAUUAAUUACAUUCCAUCUGUACAUAAAUAUUUUAUUCUUGAUGCUGUAUAUGGUGUACAUAAAAAGCUGUGAUUAUAUAAUAGAAUUGUAUAGAAUGAUUUUUGCACAAUUUUGCUGUAAAUUAGGAUGGUAAAGACUUUGUGAGUUUAACUACCUUAUGUGCAUUACAUUAAAUUCUCCUUGUCAUUUACGGUGAAUAAACCUGAUUUGCCAUUGUUAUCUCCAUUUAGAAAUGAUUCAUUUAGUACUAAGCGUGUUGUAGCUGUGGCCAUUCCGGUUGCCGUGAAAGGCCGCAAACAAGCUGGUUAUUCCCAUGUCGUUUGUAGCUGCUGAUUCAGUGGGAAUUGAAGGAGCUGUGAUGAUUUUAUUUCAUGAGCCAUGCACUAAUAUUACCUCUUUGAGCCUCCAUUUUAUUUUUGUAGUUAUGAAAAAAGGCACAGUCUCAGAGUUACUAACUUAUAUAUAUAUGUAAUCUCACUACUUGAUAGAAAUAAAUUUUUAUUUUUAUUACCAGUGUCAGUUUCUUAUUUUACC
Perognathus longimembris pacificus (Pacific pocket mouse) is the source of this 4331-nucleotide messenger RNA. RefSeq names its product centrosome and spindle pole associated protein 1 (gene Cspp1). The record is from RefSeq and is a predicted model, not a curated record. NCBI's taxonomy places the organism in Eukaryota, Metazoa, Chordata, Mammalia, Rodentia, Heteromyidae. The coding region runs from base 54 to 3701 and encodes 1215 amino acids. Gene Ontology annotation, biological process: positive regulation of cytokinesis. Gene Ontology annotation, cellular component: spindle pole; microtubule; centrosome. The transcript is spliced from 31 exons.